Messenger RNA from Medioppia subpectinata, 906 nucleotides. NCBI's taxonomy places the organism in Eukaryota, Metazoa, Arthropoda, Arachnida, Sarcoptiformes, Oppiidae. The record is from the annotation of a GenBank genome assembly.
AUGAGGGAUGUGAUGUUGAAAUCAGGCUAUUCGACUCGUAAUCACAAAUACUGGCGCUCACGUGGCGUAAAGGGCCCGAAGCCGUGGCCACUGAUCGGUAAUCUUUAUCAAGUGUUUCUCAAACCCCGAUGCGUUUUCGGACUCCACAACUACAAGACUUACGGCAAAAUCUAUGGAUAUUUUGAUGGCAAUAAGCCGGUGCUAAGUGUGGCCGAACCCGAACUCAUUCGAGACAUAUUAGUAAAAGAUUUUCACAAGUUUGUGGACAGAGUGGGCAUAUCGUUGGGUCACCCGAUCUUUGAGCGAUCGCUGCUCACAGCCCGCGGAGAUGUCUGGAAACAGAUCCGGACUAUUGUAAGCCCAACCUUCUCGAGCGGCAAAAUGAGAAAAAUGCAAAUUUUAAUCAAAGAUUGUGUGGAAAGAGUGGACAAUAAGUUGGAAACGUUGGCCAACAGUGACAACAACGAGAUUGACAUAAAGAAAGUGUUUGUCAAUUACACGAUGGAUGUGAUAGCGUUGUGUGCGUUCGCCACUAAACUCCAGUCGCAUAGCGGCGUCGAAGAGCAUCCAUUCAUUCACAACGCGUCCCAAUUCUUCAGACCUACCGUACGGUUCGGUCUGUUCUUCAUUCUCAACCAAUUGAUGCCAUCGAUUGUCAAGAAAUACGACAUCUCUUUCCUUCCCAAACAUUACAUCAAUUAUUUCAAAACAACAUUGGAAACCAUAAUAACCGAAAGGCAGUCGCAGAAGGGGUCAAAAAACGUUGACUUUUUGCAACUUCUAAUCGACGCUCAGAACAGAACCGAUACGAAAGACAUCGACGAAGACAUUAGGCUUGAAGUGCAGAGGAUUAGCGAAUCGAUGAAGAAGAAGGGCUUCCAAUUGCAAGACAUGGAUAUCUUAGCG